AUGAUAUCGGCACCAUACAAUCAAUUUUUUCAUUUUCUCGCUGUGGUUGCAUUACACCUGCUUGGUGUCAAUUGUCAGAAGAACACUAAACUCGCCGCUAGCGUACAUGGAAAUCUGACGUGUGAUGGUGUGGUGGCAUAUGGAACUAUCUUGAGUUUGGUUGAAGGACUUGAAGAUAUCAACACAGGACGCCAGUAUUUGCGCGUAAGUGAAUGGACAAUGGCGGAUCAUUUUGGUCAAUUCAGUGUGUCCGGAACGUUGCAUUCACAGGCCAAUCAUGCCUACCUGAACAUCACUCAUCAGUGCAUCGCACCUGAUAGAUGGAAACGUUAUCACAAUUGUUACAUAAACACGAACAUACGACUUACGUUGGAUACGCAUGGUGAUACGCAAUUUGCGGGCGAAUUGACAUCGCAAGAGUUCCAAACGAAUGAACCGAAAUGCGUCCUUUGGGACUACGAAUUGCCAUCAGAGGCAUAUACUAGUCGUCGAACCUAUGAAGACGGUCGAUCAAAGUGA
Anisakis simplex (herring worm) is the source of this 519-nucleotide messenger RNA. The record is from the annotation of a GenBank genome assembly. NCBI's taxonomy places the organism in Eukaryota, Metazoa, Nematoda, Chromadorea, Rhabditida, Anisakidae.